Messenger RNA from Drosophila takahashii, 880 nucleotides. It is a transcript of the gene Tsen34, whose product is annotated as tRNA splicing endonuclease subunit 34. Gene Ontology annotation, biological process: tRNA-type intron splice site recognition and cleavage; tRNA splicing, via endonucleolytic cleavage and ligation. Lineage: Eukaryota; Metazoa; Arthropoda; Insecta; Diptera; Drosophilidae. Gene Ontology annotation, cellular component: tRNA-intron endonuclease complex. Gene Ontology annotation, molecular function: tRNA-intron lyase activity; nucleic acid binding. The record is from RefSeq and is a predicted model, not a curated record.
CUGAAAUUUUCCCAUCUCUAGCCGCAUAUUAAUAACAAAAGAGUGCAAAAAUGUAUUUAACUCUGCUAAACGGUACCGGCUUUGUUUUUAAUGUUGAUGAUUAUAUGGAACUGCGAAGCAAAUACCGGAUAAUGGGUGCUCCAGUUGGCACUGCGAACACCAAAGGCUGGAGUCCCAAUCAGUCCACUCUGCCCGUGGAACUGACUAAAUACGAAACCCAGUUAGUUUUGGACGAGAAUAUAGCAAUGUUAGUGGAUAAAUCUCAGGACUUGAGGGCAAAGCCCACAGCGGAGAAACUGGAGGAGUUCAAGGCUGAUUUCGAAUCCCGUUUACUAGGACAGAAAGAAACACUGAAGGACGAAAAGCUUCGGGAAACUGAACGAUAUAUGGAGAAAAUCCUGACAGGGAAACGAAAAAAGUUGCUUAAGCAGGGAAAACAUGAAAUGGCUGAAGCUCUAACUGCCGAAGAUGUACUGAAGGAAAUGUCGGAAAAUUUUAAAUUCGAUCGCCAAAAUGCCUUGGUGGAGGUGCCUUGUGAACAUCUCAAAGAUCACUCUGCGCAAAUAGUUUCUCGAGCUCUAGUCGACACCAAUUCCCUGAAAUACCGCAUUUUCAAAGAUCUUUGGAAGCGGGGUAAGUUUGUGACCUCCGGUGACGCAUUUGGAGCGGACUUCCUCGUUUACCCCGGGGAUCCCCUGAUCUACCACGCCUCGCAUAUAAUUAUUGUUCAUGAGAAACCAGUAAUUAAGCCCUUGGAACUGGUGGCCAAAGUUCGUCUAUCGGUGAUUGUCAACAAAAGCUGUGUAUUUGCCUACGAGAAGGAAAAUGAGGGAAUCCAUUACCAAACUGUAGCAUGGUGUAAUCCCAGCAAGUGAAAAUU